Closterium sp. NIES-67 is the source of this 1655-nucleotide messenger RNA. Lineage: Eukaryota; Viridiplantae; Streptophyta; Zygnematophyceae; Desmidiales; Closteriaceae. The record is from the annotation of a GenBank genome assembly.
UUGGAAAUGGGAUUUCUCUAAGCCUUGGAGCUCUCCUCACAGCUUCCCCUACACAACUCUCUCAAGGACUUCUUCACUCAAGCCUCUCCUUUGAAGACUUCACCAACAACCUCAAGGCUACCAUAGGGAUAAGCUAGGGUUAUUAUUAGAUUGGAGAGCAUUCCUUGCUUGGUCUAACCCUACUAUAAUAGUCUUGGUUGUUACACUGUCCCCCCUUCCGACAACCCCUCUAAGGAUUCCUCGCUCUCUCCUCUGCCUGCUCUUCCCUCUGUCCGACGGAGUCUGUGUCUGGUACAAAUCUGCAGUCCCAUAAUCCCAUUUUCAGAUUCCUGCAGCUUGUUCAGUUUGAGCAACUUUUCAGCAAACUCCAGUUCGCAGAGCGUCUACUUUCUGUCACUCUAUGCUCACAGCUUUCGACUCGUCUCAGCUUUUGUUAGCUGUUUUCAUGGCAUCCUAUGUCUACCCUUCGGUUUCUGAAGCCCGUCGCAUGUGGGAACUCCAAUGCGUGAUCCAGAAGCAGGUUGUGCCGCUGAGCUCGUCAACUCGCAAUUCAGCGAUGACGCGACCAGCAUUGUAAGCGGCAUCAGUUGCUGUGGUAACAUUUCAAACGGGGUCAGCAGCAUCGUCAGCAGCUGUGAUGUUAGCAGCAACGGUGAUGUGAUGUCAUCAGCUGGGGAUACAAUGGCGAUCGCUGUUGUCAACUUGGCUUCAAGGACGGAUGAUUUUAGCUCAUCAGCUGUGGAGACAAUGGCGACUCCUGCUGUGAAGCUCACUGCAAGGACGUGUGACUCAGCGCGAACUAGCAAGUCCCUUGCAAGAAAGGCAGCAGCAAGUGCCAGCCUGCUACCAUCCCUCAUCCCCAAGCCACGACCAGCCAGAAAAGCAGCUACUGCAGCGGAAACAUCAUCAAAUGUCGACCUUGUUGUGGUGGCGCAUCCUGCAGCUACAUUAGGUAGCAGAGCAAGGCAGCAGCAGAAGAGGAAUGGCAGUGUGGGAUGCAGAGGAAGGCAGUCCGCCAGGGCGACCAAGGCAGAAGCAACGAGGCCUCAUUGGAGACCUUGAGACCUGCUGUAUGGUCGCAGCAAGCAAGCACUGCGAGUUGGAGAGUGGAUUGAUGGGGGGAGAGAGCACAGAGCAGCAAAGCUACUGAUGGACAAGAGGUGGGGUGUUGGGAAUGCGGAGAUACGAGAGGCGACCUUUUUUGCAUCCUGCUGGAAAGGGUGUUUUAGGCUGGUUGGUGGUUUGUUGAGUGUGGUGUUUUAGGCUGGUUGGUGGUUUGUUGAGUGUGUUGUUUUAGGCUGGUUGGUGGUUUGUUGAGUGUGGUGUUUUAGGCUGGUUGGUGGUUUGUUGAGUGUGGUGUUUUAGGCUGGUUGGUGGUUUGUUGAGUGUGGUGUUUUAGGAUGGUUGGUGGUUUGUUGAGUGUGGUGUUUUAGGUUGGUUGGUGGUUUGUUGAGUGUGGUGUUUUAGGCUGGUUGGUGGUUUGUUGAGUGGUGUUUUAGGCUGGUUGGUGGUUUGUUGAGUGUGGUGUUUUAGGCUGGUGGGUGGUUUGUUGAGUGUGGUGUUUUAGGCUGGUUGGAUGAUCUGGAACAGAUGGCUGAAGCUGCUCAUGUGCUCUUAUCGAGACUGAAGGUUGUGUCAACUUAAACAUACUUGUG